Pomacea canaliculata is the source of this 2428-nucleotide messenger RNA. RefSeq lists its product as uncharacterized. NCBI's taxonomy places the organism in Eukaryota, Metazoa, Mollusca, Gastropoda, Architaenioglossa, Ampullariidae. The coding region runs from base 334 to 1824 and encodes 496 amino acids. The transcript has 4 exons. The record is from RefSeq and is a predicted model, not a curated record.
UCACUAUGAAAAAUACAAGAAAAACUGCGAUUUAAAUUUGCUGCGGUGAUAAUUUCGUGUUAAACGCUGGCUUCUCUUGUGUGCGGUGAUCUCGCAAGAGUCAGAGCUCUAAUGCCAGUAUAUGGUCAGAAAAAGAAAGGGACAAACUCUGCUUUUCUAAAAAAAAAAAAAAAGAAAAGAAAAAAACAACAACAAGACUUACAUAAUCAAAAAAAAUUUAUUGUCUGUCAGAGGAAGUCGAAGACAGAAAAUUGGCUCACAGUCACUACACACAUAACAACAUAAGCGGAAAAAGGGAUAAAUAAAUGAUUGAAGUGAUAUUGCCCAGUAAUAAUGGUUUCAUCACUCACGGAAUUUUACAUCUGGCUUGUGAAAUUUCUUGUCCUUUUACAGGACCUACGCAAGUGCCUUGGUGCGGCAGAUCCAGCAGACAUCCCAGGUCUGUGUCUGUGCUCUGACCAGUUGUCUGACCCCAAGACCCCUUGGGACGUCAGUAGUCACGUGCUGAUAGAACUAAGGAACUGGUGGCAGCGACGUGUGGCUGGAGCUGGGCCUGACAGCCAGAUGACUGAUUACCUUUACUGGAUAUUGGUAUCCAGGUUUUGUGGUCCGGCGACAACAGUGAUUGUGCCAUGCACUGUUCCCUCUCGUCUAAGUAUCAAGACCCUGGGUCAGGCCGUCUCGUUCACAGGGGAGUGCUAUACAUCUGUAAUAACACUCUUCCCGGAGCAAGUUCAACUACUGAACACUGCACCUUCCAGACUGUUUGUGGCCGGACCGCCGGGCACAGGUAAAUCUGUGGUGCUGCUGCUGAUGGGCAUAGAGUGGCUGCGGUGGUUGCACGACGUGUACAUUGUGAGUACUGGGAUGUGGAGUCGUGCAGCGUGCAGCAUGCUCUACAACAUGUUGUUGAGUACAAUGCUCUUAAAAAUGACGACCAAGGUAUCACCCAAUCAGCUUCACUACCUGCAAUACGACUUCACACAAAGCACAGACGUGGAGAAGGCCAUCCGCGACUUGUCACAAACAGCGAGUGGACGACCCUUGUACAUUAUUGCUGAUGAAGCGGGGCCUGAAGACAAGUUUGACACCUUUCAAGGUUUCUGUGGGGAGCUGCUAGAAAUAGUUCCUCAUCUCCAUCUUUGGGCGGCAAGUUGUUAUCACAAAGUCGCACCCGCAGGCUGGCAAGAGGAAUAUUUAACCAGACCCCUCCGCUCUCCUCCAGUCGUUGUCAGGGAAGUCGAGCAGGACAUAGUGAUGGCACUUGACCGUGAUGUCCAGGCGUACAGUGAGCGUGGUGUCCCCGACCACACAGACGGCCCGCCAGUCAAGCAUAUUAUUCAUCACGGUCACGGACGCAGCCCUUACUGGCCAGUGAACUGUGUCAACUGUGGUCGUGAGGUGGCCAGAUUCCUGCUCAGUCUACAAAUGGGAGCUUCUACAAAUUCAACGACCUUCGCCAGUGGUGGUAUGGCUCCACCAUGCCUGCAGUGGAGAGAUGUCCUGGUACUGUACUGGGGCGACAUCAGUGACAGAUUAGGUAUGAUGACAGGGUUGAAGGAAGCGGGUAUCCCAGUGCGGUUAAUGAAGGAUGAUGACAUCGAGGACGUGGCCACUGCCCGUAGUGACGUGGUGUGGAUAGCAAAGGGACAACACGUUCGUGGUCUGGAAAGAAAAGUGAUUGUUUAUGUUGAGCCUGAUCUUAGACAUGCUGUCGUUGACAUCAGAGCUGUCCGACUUCACUUUCUAUCUCGAUGCACAUCACAGCUUGUGAUUGUAUCCGCUGAGGUCACCAGUUCGUCUAACACCAGCAUCUGCUUUUAAAGAAAUGUUAGGGUCCAGGCCGUGGCUGUGCGUAAAUAUUAAUUGAGAAAGGACUUUUAUCUUUAUGUUAUGCUCUAUGUUUAAAGCAAGAUUACUAUAAUUAUUAAAUCCUGAAAACCCUUGACUCCCCUUCCUUCCCACCACUUCGAAAACGUGUAGCUGGCAGAUAUUCCCCACCACCGCCUUCUGUCCGUGGACUGGUCAAAGCUCCGCAAAUUAGUAUUUACGUCAGGAAGAUAAAGGAUUAGCAGACAUGCCAGAGAUAACCGCUAGACAAACAGGGUUAGGGAAAGAGCAGUUUAAAUUUUAAAUUAAAGGACUCUAGAUUGACUUACAAACAUUACUUUCCCGAUAGGCAUCAGCGGUGACGGCGGUCCAUCUGAAAGGGACGUUAAACGUUGAUUCUAUUUGUUUGCUGGUGAUUGUCUGGAGUUUACUCUUGUAUCACAGUAUUUACUAGCAUGGUGUCUGUGAACAAGAUCAGCCAUGUAAAUUGUAAUGAGACGAACGUAAACUUACCUUGCAUACGCACGACUUAUUACACACACACACACUCUCUCACACACGCAGACAACACACACACACACACUCAAAGUUCGACGAG